AUUUGGACUAGUGAAUGUACAGUUGGUCGGGACUGUCAGUAUCGUUUAAGUUGUGAGUUGUAUGUUAUGGCGUUUUAAAUAAUAAAGUUAUUUGUGACUUUAUGAAUAAAAUCAAAAUUAAUAUCCAACGUAGACAAUACUCUGAAUGAAAUAUGAAUGACAUGUGACAUAAAAAUAUGUUGAAAGGAUAUUGCACAAUAUAAUUUAAGAAAUCAAAUCAGAGCAAAGCAGGAGAGAGAAGUAUGCUAUUAGUAUGAAGUGGAUAAUAAUUUCAUGUAUUUUGUGUGUAUUUGGUUGCUUUAAAGAGUUUAGGCCUUCAGAGUCUUUUGUGACUGAUUAUUUAACAGGACCAUGGAAAAAUUUUACAGAUGUUCAAGUAAACCAGAAAAUAUUUCCUGUUUCCACAUAUUCCUAUUUUGCAACGUUAAUUAUUGUAUUUUUAAUAACCGACUUUGUACGAUAUAAGCCAAUUAUUAUUUUAUGUGGUCUUUCUGGAACUAUUACAUUUCUCUUAAUAAUACUUGGACAAGAUGUUUUAACUAUGCAAGUUUUAGAAUUCUUUUAUGGCUUGUUUUUAUCCACAGAAGUAGCAUAUUACACAUAUAUCUAUGCUAAAGUUGACAAAAAACAUUAUCAGGAAGUAACAAGUCAUACAAAAGCAGCAGCUCUAGUUGGUCGUUGUAUGGCUGGUAUUAUUGCACAAUUAACAGUAUCUUUUGAUAUAUUAAAUUAUCAUCAAUUAAAUUACCUUACAAUUGGAGCUGUUACAUUUGCAACAAUAUGGGCAUUCUUUAUACCUUCAGUUGGCCAGUCUAUUUACUUUCAUAGAAAAAAUAAAAAUAAUUUCUUAGCUCAUAAUGGAACAAUUGUAUCGCAACAAAAUGAUAUAAAUCAAGUUUUACACAGUUCUGAACAAUCUGAGUGUUCUUUUUCUAAUAUUUCACUAAUACAUAAAGUUAAAGAAGCUUAUGUUCUAUUAUGGAAAGAUUUUUUACAAGCAUAUUUGAAUAGUCAUGUUGUAAAAUGGUCAAUAUGGUGGUCAUUUUCAACUUGUGGAUAUUUGCAAGUUAUUAGUUAUAUACAAUUAUUGUGGCAAACUGCUGUAGUCCCUGGAGAUAAAAUUUACAAUGGAGCUGUAGAUGCUUUAUAUACAAUUAUAGGUACAAUCACUGUUUUCUGUAUUGGGAAGAUACCAUUUAAUUGGUCUUUAAUUGGAGACAUAGUAGUAUCAUGUAUGUCACUUGUGGAAGGUAUUUUAUUAGUGGUAUCUUCAUAUAGUUGCAGUAUUUGGUUGUUAUAUGCUAUGUACAUAUUAUUUGGAAUCAUUUAUCAUACAAUGGUUACUGUUGCAAGUUUUGAAGUUGCAAAAUGCAUAUCAGAAGAUAGUCAUGGUUUAAUAUUUGGUAUAAAUACUUUUCUUGCAUUACUAUUGCAAAGUGUAUUAACAGCUAUAGUAGUGAAUGGAAAUUUAAAAUUAAAUAUGAGAUCUCAGUAUUUUGUUUAUGGUGGUUAUUAUAUUGCUAUAUCAAUACUUUACAUGAUAAUCGGCAUUUUAAACAUUAUACGACAUUGUAAAAAAGGUGCUGGAUUUAAAAUAUGGGUAUAGAAUACAGUAACUGAGAAUAAGAAAUAGUCUCCAAAAUGAUUAGGUUUUAGUUACUGGUAUAGUUUUUAGAAAUUGAAUUAAUGAACAUUCAUUUGAAAAUGGUGAUAUUAGGUAUAUACAUAGUAAUCAAGGAUAGUUCAUCAAAUACGCUUCUAUUUUGUUACUAUUAUUUUAUUUUUCGGUUCAAUAUCUUUAGAAAAGGAACUUGAUUGAUUUAGCUCACAGAAAAUUAAAAUUAAAGCUGAACUAAUGUAAAACUAUUGCUUAUUGUUUUCUUGUAGUAUUACAUUUGUUUUCUCCUGCUUGCUUACCUUCCCUUUUAACCCCAUUAACAUCAGCUCUAACCGUUGUCCGCAAUUGACUCGCACAUCUCUGUCCUCUUCUUCCUUUCUCUAUCCAACAUCUCUAGCCAUUUUGUCCCUUCUUUUGAGCCCUUAUUGCUCAAAAUCUCCUCAAUUUUUACAUUUCCUUUUUCAAUCCCACUGUACAGCCUUAGAAAGUGUUAUAUCGGAUCGCCCAUUCCCCAUAUCAUACAUACUCUGUGUUUGUCAUCAUAUCAAUUUCCUAAUAUUAUCUCUGUUUCCUUUAAAUUAUUAUAUCUCGCCCUAGAUACCGAUCAAUUUGGCUUCUUUACCAGACUGUCAAAUAAAUUUAUUUCCAAUAAGUCAAAUAAACUUCAAUUCCACACAUUUGCUUUAAUGCCAGAUUACCUUUCCUUAUCAACCCUUUCAACUGUUCUAUAUUUUUCUCGCUUUUACUAAAAAUAUAUGCUAAAUAUUUAAGAUAUUGUAUUAUUUGCUCCAAUUCUUUUUCUUUCCAUUCCCAUUUUCUCUUCUUACUUCUACCGCCUCCUUUUCCGGAAUGAAGAACCUUCGAUUUAUCGACAUUUAAUGUUAACUUUUUCCUUUUCUAAAUAUCUUACUAAUCUUUUAUCUUACUAAUAUCAAUUAAGUUCCUCAAUAAAAUGCUAUUGUGUAUUAUAGAUAUAAUACGUCUGUGUUGAUAAAACAUGUAGCAUACAGUAUUAUAUUUUUAAUAAUAUGUAUUAAGUGUUAUGAAAUCUGGGUGCUACGAAAUCAAUUUGUACAACAGGGGACACAAAUACCUACGAAUUAUAUAAUUUUGCGUAAAAUGUAGAAGAUAUUAGUAUUAAGGAUUCCUAUAAAAACAGUGUUCUGAAUGUAUAAUUGUUAUAUUUGAGAAAUAUAUAAAAGUUCUAUUUUUUAACAAA
Molecule: messenger RNA, 2837 nt
Organism: Bombus terrestris (buff-tailed bumblebee)
Lineage: Eukaryota; Metazoa; Arthropoda; Insecta; Hymenoptera; Apidae
Product: thiamine transporter 1
Exons: 7
Coding region: 254-1606 (450 amino acids)
Biological process (GO): vitamin transport; transmembrane transport
Cellular component (GO): plasma membrane
Molecular function (GO): vitamin transmembrane transporter activity
Source: RefSeq, a predicted model, not a curated record